AUGACAGAAAAGGGUUUGCAGUAUGCUAAGCAAACUAAAUAUAAGAAAAUUAAGAGUUUAUAUAAACAAUUGUUGGAUGAUUUUGAUAAACUUUAUGCCAAAUCUCAUGUUGAAACUUUCACUUCUGAAGAGAUAGAGGAGAAUAGAUGUAGUCAUGGAAGCUGGUUGAAAUUCUACGAAACACUGUUAGAUCUCCGGAAAGACUUUGCAUCACUGUUGGAUGAAAUUGAACUUAGUCCUUUUAUUGAAGAAUGUGAAUCACAAGACUCUGUUUUGCUGACAUGUAAAUCAAAGUUAGAAGCAUUCUUUCUCAAACACAUCCGUGAACCAAGUGAAACAGAGAAAAAGAAUGUUAAAGAUUCACUGAAUGACAAAAGUGAAGAUGAACAGAAACCAGAAGUUAAACAAACUGAUAAGAAAGAUAUAAGUAGACAAGGUUCAGUCAGCCUGAAAAGUGCUUGUAUAUUUAAAGAAGAAUCAGCCUCCUCUAAAGGCAGUCAUUCAUCACUAACAAGUCGUGUUUCAUCAGCCCAUCUGAAAGAAAAACAAAAGCAAGUUGAAUUAGAGACAAAGAUGAAAGCAUUGAAAGAGAAACAGAAAAUAGACUUAGCAAAGAUGGAAUUGAAAAUGAAGGAAGAAGAGUUAGAACUGAAAACAGAAAUGGAGAUUUCUCAAGCAAAGUCUAAAGUGCUUCAAGAUUAUUUCUCUGACAGAGGUAGUGUGAAAUCAGAACGUUCACUACAACCGCACGAUCCAUAUGUCCCUGUUCCUGUGAAUGAAGAUGUAAAUGAACAUUUCAACACUGAACGUAAACGGUACUUACCUGAUAACAUAAACUUACCUCUUCAAGAAGACUUCAAUCAACACUUGUCUCCACAAACUACUGCAGCAAGCGAUGAGAAUCUUAUUCAGUGUGCUGUACAACAGCUCCGAAAGCCGCCUCCUGAAAUCAUGAAGUUCUCUGGGGAUCCUAUUGAAUAUCAAAGAUUCAAGCGUCAGUUCAAGGUGAAGAUUGUUGUCAACUCAGAAACAGAAGAUGAGAAGAUGUCAUAUCUAGAACAGUUCACAUUAGGUGAAGCGCUGAAAAUUGUCAAGGGAUAUAGUUACCUGGAGGCCAGUCAAGGGUAUCAAAAGGCAUGGCAGGAACUUGAUGAACGAUACGGCAAUGAAGACGCUAUUGCAUCUGCUCUCGUCAAGAAAGCAUUGGGAUGGCCUAAUGUAAAAGUAGACAACCCUAAAUCCAUGGAUGAAUAUGCCAUCUUCCUACAAGAAUGUGAGAAUGCAGUAAGCUCCAUCACAGCAGUAAAGAUCCUGGAGUAUCCUGACAACAUCAGAAGGCUCGUUAUGAAACUCCCUUUCCAUUGCCAUGAGAAGUGGAGGAAUAUUGUCAUAUCUAUCAGGGAUUCGGGAGGAACUGUAGCAUUCCAUAACCUGGUCAAGUUUGUGAAGAGAGAAGCAAGAAAAGCAACAGAUCCAAUGUAUGGAAAAGAUGCUCUGAGGAAUGAUGACAGAACAAAGACACAGCCAAAGAGAAACGCAGGAAUUGCUUCACAAUCAUCAUUCAAGCCUUCCUUCAGCACAGACAUGGUAGAGAAUACAACUCAGAACACCCAGUCAAGCAAACCUGAAGGUCAGCAGAUCUUGUGUAUAUACUGUAACAGCAAUUCUCAUAAGUUGCAGAUUUGUGAUCAGAUUGUUAAGAAGACUUUGAAGGAUAGACUGGCAUUUCUUCAGAAAAGGGGAUUGUGUUUUCGAUGUUUGUGUUAUGGUCACUUGAGCAAGUCCUGUGAGAAGACAGUAACCUGCUUCAGAUGUAACAGAAAUCAUCAGGGAAUCCUGCAUGUUGUGUAUGAAACUGAAAGAAAGCUGGUUGGUGCAUGUACCGAACAAGAUGGAACAUGUGAAGCUAUGGAGGCCGGGGCCAUGGAAUGUACUCUUGCUAUUAUUCCGGUGAAAGUGUCAUACAGUAACGGAGUCAAGGUUGAGUCAACAUAUGCCUUCCUUGAUCCAGGCAGUACUGUCUCAUUUUGUUCCGAAUCGCUUUUGAAGAAACUUGGAUGCAGUGGGAAAAGUAUGGAUAUUACUAUUGAUACAAUGGGGAAGCCCUACACCACUUCAGUGCAAGCAGUGAAUGGCUUACAAGUGCACGACCUUGACCUCAGGAACACGAUCGCACUACCUACCGUUUACUCCAAGGAACACAUACCAGUUUUGAAGAAACACAUACCUGUUUCAUCUGACGUUCAAAAAUGGCCUCACCUUAAUGAUAUAUAUCUGCCUGAGAUUGAUGCAAGUGUAGAUAUCCUCAUCGGGGGAAAUGUACCAGACUCCUAUGCACCACUAGAGAUUCGUACCGGUCCUGAUGGAAGUCCUCAUGCAACAAGAACCAAGCUUGGAUGGAUACUUUGGAAUGUCCUCAGACUUGCAAAAGAAAACAGAUUUCCAUCAAUGAGAACAGACAUAACAAUAAAAGCAAUGGAAGAUCUACAGAACAUUAAUACUAUGAUGAAAGACAGCAUGAACUAUGACUUUCCAGAGAAAGCAGCAGAAGAAAGAAAAGAAAUGUCACAAGAGGACAAAGAAUUUAUGAAGAUUGUGACAAACUCUAUUCAUAAAGAAGAUGGACACUAUGUUGUCAAUCUGCCCUUUCGAGACAAGGAUGUCAUCAUGCCUGACAACAGUGAACAAGCCUUACAGCGUUUGAGAGGACUCAAGAAGAAAUUUACAAUGAACCCUCAAAUACAUAAAGACUAUAAGAAGUUCAUGGAAGACAUCCUUAGCAAAGAAUAUGCUGAAAUUGUUCCUCAAGAUGAACUGAAAGGUAAACCAGGCAAAGUAUGGUUUAUCCCACACCACGGGGUGUACCAUCCACGCAAGCAAGGGAAAAUAAGAGUUGUCUUUGACUGUUCAGCAACAUUCCAAGGUGUUUCCCUAAAUAGUAGUUUGCUUCAAGGACCCAAUCUAUGCAACAGCCUCCUCGGUGUUCUAAUGAGAUAUAGACAGGAGAACAUUGCCUUCAUGGGUGAUAUCGAAUCCAUGUACUAUCGAGUCAGAGUGCCAAAAGAAGACAAUGACUUCCUUCGCUUCUACUGGUGGCCGGACGGAGAUUGUAGAAAAGAACCUAAAGUGUAUCGGAUGUUAGUCCAUAUCUUUGGAGCUGUAUCUUCUGCUUCAUGUGCAUCCUUUGCCUUACAACAAACAGCAAGGGACAGUCAGGAUAAGUUUGUCCCAGAAAUUAUAGAAAAGUUGACUGACAACGUCUAUGUAGAUGAUUGUCUGGCAUCCGAAUUGAAUGAAGAAAAGGCAGUAUCAACUGUAAAAGAACUUACCAGUUUGUGCAGUGAAGGCAGCUUCAGGCUUACCAAGUGGAUCUCCAACAGCUCUACAGUAAUGAAAUCAAUCCCACCUCAAGAAAGAGCAAAGGAUGUUAAAGACUUGAACUUGGACUGUGAAGACCUUCCAUCUGAAAGAGCGUUAGGUGUCUACUGGUUUGUGCAAUCAGACACCCUUGGAUUCAAGAUAAAGAGCAAGAUGAAACCAGACACUAAACGUGGCAUCCUGUCUGUGGUUAGCAGUGUGUAUGACCCUCUUGGACUCAUGGCUCCUUUCAUACUCAUUUCAAAACAGCUGCUCCAAAACCUACAUAAAGAACAGAAAGAUUGGGAUGAAGAUGUUGAUUCAAAGACACAGAAGAUAUGGCAUCAAUGGCUGAAAGAUCUUACCUUGUUAGAAGAUAUCCACAUUCCAAGAUGCUACAAGCCUAUGGAGUUUGGACUUGUAACAUCAUGUCAACUUCACCUUUUUGCAGACGCGAGCAAUGUAGGAUAUGGAGUCGUCGGUUACAUCAGAUUUGUGAAUGAAGAUGAGGAGAUCCAUUGUGCUCUGGUAAUGUCUAAAUCAAGGGUUGCUCCCUUAAAGAAAAUAACCAUACCACGCAUGGAACUCACUGCUGCUACUCUAGCUGUACGCAUGUCAUCCCUUAUUCUUCAAGAACUUCAGGUCAAAGUAGACACAACUUUCUUCUGGACGGACAGCAUGUCAGUGUUGAGAUGUAUCUUUAACACCAAUGCCAGGUUCAAAACCUUUGUAGCAAACCGGAUUGCUGUGAUAAGAGACUGUUCUGAUAUUGAUCAAUGGAGGUAUGUGUCAUCUAAAGAGAACCCAGCAGACUAUGCUUCAAGAGGCAUCAAGCUUGAUAAUGAGCACCAUAUUCAGCAUUGGACGGGAGGACCAAGAUUCCUAUGGCAGCACCACAAGUACUGGCCGAAGCAAUACAGCAACCAAGAACCUCAAGAAGAUGAUCUUGAACUUAAGGAAUUUGUUCAUGCAACCAUCAUGGAGAAGGAUAGCUUCCUAGACAUUCUAAUUAACCACUUCUCAAGUUGGACAAAGUUAAGAAGAGCAGUAGCAUGGAUCAUGUUAACUAUCAGAUGUUUGCGCCAGAGAGUCAACAAGUCUCAAUCCACCAAGAAAGUGAACUACACCAUGAAUGUUCAAGUCCUUGAAGAUGCAGAAAAGCUCCUAGUCCAACACUGUCAGACACAACAUAUCUCGAAAGAACAACGAUGUCUCAAGCAAUCUUCUGCAACAGUUGAUAAAUUAAGCCCUCUCUACAAGUUGGAUCCAUUUCUUCAAGAUGACGUCAUUCAUGUUGGAGGACGCCUCAAGAAUGCAGAGAUUUCCUUCAGCGAAAAGCACCCAAUCAUUCUUCCCAAGAAAUCUCGUGUAACACGCUUGAUCAUUGAAGAGACUCCUAAGAUUGUUGGACAUCUAGGAAAGAACUCCAUCUUGUCACAUCUCAGACAAUGGUACUGGGUGAUUGGAGCAGGCUCACUGGUGAAGACAAUAGUUUCAAAGUGUGUCACAUGUCGUAAAUAUCACUCCUCUCCAGGACAACAAAAGAUGUCUGAUCUCCCAGAUGAACGGAUAACUCCUGACCUACCACCUUUCACCAAUGUAGGUAUGGACUUCUUUGGUCCUUUCAAAGUGAUACGUGGACGUACCUCAGUAAAACGAUAUGGAGUUGUAUUCACUUGCAUGAAUCUUCGUGCUAUACAUCUGGAAGUGGCUGCCACCCUAGACACAGACUCCUGUAUCCAUGCCAUCAGAAGAUUUGUCGCACGACGUGGACCACCCAAGUUCAUCAAAUCUGACAAUGGUACUAACCUUGUCGGAUGUCAGCGAGAAUUAUGUGAAGCAUUAAAGAACUUAAAAGAAUCAAAGAUUCACUCUGCCUUCGUUGACAAAGGGAUUGAAUGGAGCUUCAAUCCACCUGCAGCCUCCCAUAAUGGUGGAUUCUGGGAGCGGAUGAUUAGGACUGUACGGAAAGUGCUUCAUUGUUUACUACAAGAGCAGAACAUUAAGCUGGAUGAUGAGGCGUUGAACACUUUGUUUUGCGAAGUGGAAUCUAUCAUCAAUGGACGUCCUAUCACUGAUCUGUCAUAUGAUGUGCAUGAUUUAUCUGUGCUCACUCCUAACCAUCUGUUAUACCUACGUUCUGGUGAAAAGAUGCCUCCCGGAACAUUCAAGAAAGAGGACAUCUAUAGCCGUCGAUGA
Molecule: messenger RNA, 5556 nt
Organism: Haliotis rufescens (red abalone)
Lineage: Eukaryota; Metazoa; Mollusca; Gastropoda; Lepetellida; Haliotidae
Exons: 1
Coding region: 1-5556 (1851 amino acids)
Biological process (GO): DNA integration
Molecular function (GO): nucleic acid binding
Source: RefSeq, a predicted model, not a curated record